CUAUAGUUCAUCAUAUUUCUUAAGUAUUUUUUUUUUUUUUUAAAAGUAUUUACAUUUUCAUGGAGAUUCCAUUAGUAUCCUCUGGUUUUCCACACACAACCAUUCCCCAAAGCUAUAUCCGGCCCGAGCCCGAUCGGCCCAAACUUUCCGAAGCCAAAGAUUACUAUAAAGCCCCUGUUAUCGACUUCGGUUGUGGGGAUACAAAACUCAUUGCCAAUCAAAUAGCUCAAGCUUGCCAGCAAAAUGGAUGUUUUCAGGUGAUAAAUCAUGGCGUGUCGGAAGAAUUGAUGGAAAAAAUGGUGCGAGUGACGAGGGAAUUUUUUGAGCUUCCCGUGGAGGAGAAGAUGAAGUUGUACUCGAACGACCCUUGUAAAACAAUGAGGUUGAGCACAAGUUCUAAUUUUCUAAAGGAGAAAGUUCACAAUUGGAGGGAUUAUCUUAGGCUUCAUUGUUACCCUCUGGAAAAUCAUGUCAAGGAUUGGCCUAACAAUCCCCCAUCUUUCAAGGACAUAGUGGGUAAUUAUUGCGUGGAAAUUCGACAGCUUGGGCUGAGGCUUCAGGAAGCGAUCUCAGAGAGUUUGGGCCUGAACAAGGACUACAUUAACAAUAUGUUGGGCCAACAGGGCCAGCAUAUGGCCAUAAAUUACUACCCACCAUGUCCGGAGCCUGAACUGACGUAUGGGCUUCCAGCCCAUACAGAUCCCAACACCUUAACUAUUCUCGUGCAAGAUGCGGAUGUAAUGGGCCUCCAGCUGCUGAAGGAUGGGAAAUGGAUGACUGUGAAGCCCAUUCCAAAUGCAUUUGUGGUCAACAUUGGUGAUCAAUUGCAGGCUUUGAGCAACUCAAGAUACAAAAGCACUUGGCACAGAGCUGUGGUGAAUGCCCACAAAGCAAGAAUCUCAGUAGCUUCAUUUUUGUGCCCAUCAAACAAUGCUGUGAUCAAAGCUCCAAAGGAACUUACAGAAAAUGGGUCAAAAGCAAUUUACAGAGACUACACUUAUUCAGAGUAUUAUGACAAGUUCUGGGGCAGAAAUCUUGACCAAGGGCACUGUUUGGAACUUUUCAAGAAUUUUAUAUAGAACAAGUGUAUGAUUUAACUAAGGUUAGGAGCUCAGAAUAAAAUGCAGGGAUUAAUGAAUAAUUAAAGGGUUUAUUUUUGUUGAACUACUACCAUACUGUGUGAUGUAGUAUGGUAGAUGAUUGGGAAAUAAGAGAAGAAAAUCUCUCGAUAAACUGUAUAUUGUUAUUCAAAAUAUACUAUUCUGCAUCAUUCUCUCCUGAUUAAGCAAGAUUAAAUCCUAUUCUGCAUCAUUCUCUCCUGAUUGAGCAAGAUU
This is a messenger RNA of Striga asiatica, 1334 nucleotides long. The record is from the annotation of a GenBank genome assembly. Lineage: Eukaryota; Viridiplantae; Streptophyta; Magnoliopsida; Lamiales; Orobanchaceae.